Messenger RNA from Sporothrix brasiliensis 5110, 1593 nucleotides. RefSeq lists its product as uncharacterized. Gene Ontology annotation, cellular component: membrane. The transcript has 2 exons. The coding region runs from base 1 to 1593 and encodes 530 amino acids. The record is from RefSeq and is a predicted model, not a curated record. NCBI's taxonomy places the organism in Eukaryota, Fungi, Ascomycota, Sordariomycetes, Ophiostomatales, Ophiostomataceae. Gene Ontology annotation, biological process: carbohydrate transport; transmembrane transport. Gene Ontology annotation, molecular function: carbohydrate:proton symporter activity.
AUGGGCUACAUCACUAUUUGGAAGAGGUUGUCGCCUCGCCAGCUCAGCAUUUCCAUCCAGGUAUUCUCUCUGAUCAGCAUCUUCUUCGAGGGCUACGAUCAGGGCGUGAUGGGUGGUGUCAACUCGGCGCCUCGCUAUGUACAGGAGGUUGGCAUUGGUCUGCCUGACGGUACCAUCACAAAUACUGUGCACGAGGGUGGCAUCGUCUCCGUGUACUACCUGGGCUGCAUUUUCGGCUGCUUUGCCGGUGGCUGGGCUGCCGACCGCAUAGGGCGUAUCAACGGUCUCUUCAUUGCCGCGAUGUUUGCGCUCGUGGGUGGCGCCCUGCAGGCUGCCACACAGUCCAGUGACUUUAUGAUCGUCGCGCGCGUAAUCACGGGCAUCGGCACAGGCGCUCUUACCGGCAUCACCCCCGUGCUUGUGUCAGAGGUCUCCACAGCCAAACACCGUGGCGGUUUCCUGGGCUACGUCUUCAUCGCAAACUACCUGGGCAUCUCGCUCGCGUACUGGAUUUCCUUUGGCCUUGCCUUUGUCGACAAUGGCUAUUCGGACGUUCGCUGGCGCUUUCUGCUGGCCUUCCAGACGCUGCCCGCCCUGUUGUUGCUGGCCGGCAUCAAGAUGCUGCCUGAUAGUCCCCGUUACCUGGCCUCUGUUGGCCGCACCGACGAGGCUCGCGAGGUCCUGACGCAGCUGCGCGGCGGCUUCGGCGAGGAGGUCCACCACGAGUUCCUCGAAAUCGUGGCGGUCGCCAAGGGCAGCCAGAAGAGCUCGCCCAUCCAGUUUGCCAAGAUUCUCGCCGGCUGCGGUGGCAAGCCCUGCCACCGCCUCGGCCGCCGCGCCUGGCUGUGCCUGUGGCUGCAGAUCAUGGCCUCGUGGACUGGCAUUACGGCCGUCACGGCCUACUCGCCGACGCUUCUCAAGCAGGCCGGCUACACGGAUCUGACGCAGAACGGUCUGGCCGGCGGUAUCAACACGAUUGGCAUUAUUGGUACCAUCAUCAGCGCUCAGAUUGUUGACCGCCUGGGUCGCCGCCGCUGCCUCAUUGGUGGCGCCUUCGGCCUCUUUGCUGUUAACCUGAUCGCCGCCAGCGUCUACGAGGGCGCUCGCCAUAACCCGACCAAGGUGGCCCAGUACGCGCCAGCUGCUGUGACAAUGCUGUUCCUCUUCAACCUCUUUUAUGCAGCUACCUGGGGCACCGUGGCGUUCCUGAUCCCUACUGAGAUCUGGUCGUCCGACAUGCGCGCUCAGGGCAACGGAUUUGGCAUCACGGGCUGGGCCAUUGGUGUCGGUUGGACCACUCUCGUCAACCCAAUCAUGUUCGCCCAGCUGGAGAGCCGGACCUACUAUUUGUUUGCCGGUCUCAACCUACUUUGGAUGCCAAUUGUCUAUCUCUUUUAUCCGGAAACCGCCGACCGCUCGCUCGAAUCCAUCGACGCCCUUUUCUCCACAAGCAGCCCCUUCAACUGGAACAUGGAGAAGGCCUACCAGCAGCACGGUGACGUCCUCGCCGAGCAUCCUAUCUCAGAUCCUUCACUUGAGUCGGCAUUGUCCGGCCGCGAGCAGGACAAACCUGUCAACGUGGCGCAUGUCUAA